This is a messenger RNA of Propithecus coquereli (Coquerel's sifaka), 591 nucleotides long. RefSeq names its product quinone oxidoreductase PIG3-like. Lineage: Eukaryota; Metazoa; Chordata; Mammalia; Primates; Indriidae. Bases 52 to 591 code for a protein of 179 amino acids. The record is from RefSeq and is a predicted model, not a curated record. The transcript has 2 exons. Gene Ontology annotation, molecular function: quinone binding; quinone reductase (NADPH) activity; NADPH binding.
UCAGCGAGGCCCUCGGCCCCCGCCCUGGCCCACUCUGUGUCCGUAGGGAACAUGUUGGCCGUGCACUUUGACGAACCCGGAGGACCAGAAAACCUCUACCUGAAGGAGGUGCCGAAGCCGAGCCCGGGGGAGGGCGAAGUCCUCCUAAAGGUGGCGGCCAGCGCCCUGAACCGGGCGGACUUAGUCCAGAGACAAGGCCAGUAUGCCCCGCCCCCAGGAGCCAGGACCAUUUUGGGACUCGAGGCAUCUGGACACGUGGCAGAGCUGGGGCCUGGCUGCCGGGGGCACUGGAAGAUUGGGGACCCAGCCAUGGCUCUGCUGCCCGGUGGGGGCCAGGCUCAGUAUGUCACCAUCCCCGAAGGGCUCCUCAUGCCUAUCCCAGAGGGACUGUCCCUGACCCAGGCUGCAGCCAUCCCGGGGGCCUGGCUCACUGCCUUCCAGCUGUUACAUCUCGUGGGUGAGGAGACCCCUGUGCUCACUCCAAACAGUGUGGCUCAACUCCAUGAAUCAGCCACCUCAAACACCAGCAGUCAGCUUCAGCCUGGCAACUUAGCCACACCCAGCCCCAGCACCCUACUGUACCCCCAGUAG